Molecule: messenger RNA, 555 nt
Organism: Spodoptera litura
Lineage: Eukaryota; Metazoa; Arthropoda; Insecta; Lepidoptera; Noctuidae
Product: flexible cuticle protein 12-like
Cellular component (GO): chitin-based extracellular matrix
Molecular function (GO): structural constituent of chitin-based larval cuticle
Source: RefSeq, a predicted model, not a curated record
UUUUGAGAUUCAUCACAGUCAUCACUGCAUCCUCUUCUCUUCUACAACUACAAACACCCACCUCCCAACUCCAAAAAUGAAAUCCUUCAUUGUCUUCGCUCUCUUCGUCGCUGUGGCCGUCGCCGUCCCAGUCGACCCCAAGGACGCCGUCAUCGUCCGUUAUGACAACGACAACAUCGGAGUUGAGGGCUACAACUAUGCUGUAGAGACCAGCGACGGCAAGUCUGCCCAGGAACAGGGUGUGCUCAAGAACGUCGGCUCUGAGAACGAGGCUAUCGAGGUCCGCGGCCAGUUCUCCUACACCGGCCCCGACGGCGUUGUCUACGCCGUCAACUACAUCGCCAACGAGCUCGGCUUCCAGCCCGAGGGUGCUCACCUUCCCAAGGCCCCCCAAUAAGUCUUUUCUCAACUUACUACUCAAUAUCUAGUCUAAACUGACCGAGCAUGCAAGAGAAAUACUGUUACCUAUAUACCCUGACUGAUUGUCUUGUUUUGUUAUAUAACUCUUGCGCAAUACUAGAGGAUAGGAUAGUGAAUAUACUUGUUUGAUUUUAA